This is a messenger RNA of Pieris macdunnoughi, 1746 nucleotides long. The record is from the annotation of a GenBank genome assembly. NCBI's taxonomy places the organism in Eukaryota, Metazoa, Arthropoda, Insecta, Lepidoptera, Pieridae.
AUGUUACAGAAUCUGCGUCGCUAUGCGCCGCUUUACCCGGUUCUAGGAAUUUUGGGGGCGUGUGCUCAGGCGUUGACAGUUGUUCCUUCCUGCAAUUCCUCAAUUUAUUGCACUGGUGAACUUCUACACAGAGUGCAACUUGCAAGGAUAUUUCCCGAUUCGAAAACUUUCGUCGAUCUUAAGCUCGUUCACACUGAGAAUGAAACGCUUGCAGAUUUUGCAAAGUUAAUGCAAAAAAGUGCCAACAAUCCAUCGCGGGAUCAAUUAGCCGGUUUCUUGGAACAGCAUUUCUUAGAUGGAAAUGAACUGGAACAGUGGCGGCCACCUGACUUCGACCCGGAUCCACCUGUAUUAAAACAGAUUACUGAUCCGAAGCUUCGGGAAUUCGCAAAGAAUGUUAUAGGAUUUUGGGACAAGCUAGGUCGAAAAGUGAACCCUGAUGUCAACACGCAUUCUAGUCAAUAUAGCUUCCUUUAUGUUCCUAAUGGGUUUAUUGUUCCCGGUGGUCGUUUUAAAGAGCUUUAUUAUUGGGAUUCAUUCUGGAUUAUACGCGGACUCCUCAUCUGCAAUAUGACACAGACUGCUAAGGGUAUGAUAGAAAAUUUAUUGUAUUUAGUAGAAAAGUUUGGAUAUAUACCAAAUGGAAGUCGAGUUUAUUAUUUAGGAAGAAGUCAGCCUCCGAUGUUAGCUGCAAUGGUAGCUAUUUAUUACGCGUACACCGAUGAUUUUGCUUGGUUAGAAAAACACCUGCCAACUGUCGAAAAAGAACUUCAGUAUUGGUUAGAUAAAAAGAAAGUGACAGUAGAAGUAAAAGGCAAGCAUUACGUACUGCUCCGCUAUUUUGCCGAUCGAUCUGGUAAAGGACCACGCCCAGAAUCAUAUUUUGAAGAUUACACCACUGCCCAAACUCUAGAAGAUGCUAUUAAAAAAGAAGAAUUUUAUGCCGAAAUGAAAAGUGCUGCCGAAAGUGGGUGGGACUUCUCAACACGGUGGUUUGUGACUGCCGGUCAAGAUGUCAUCGGCAAACUAACUGAUGUGCACGCUUCUCGAAUUCUCCCGGUAGAUUUAAACGCUAUUUUUGCAGGAGCACUCGAACUAGUGGGUGACUUCCGGAAUAAACUAAAGGAUAGAAGAGAAGCUAAGAAAUGGUGGAGCCUAGCUAAAUACUGGAGAAAUGCGAUAGAGAAUGUUAUGUGGGAUGAUGCAGACGGUGUCUGGUAUGAUUAUGACGCCCAGGCAAAGGCACCCAGGCGACACUUUUAUCCAAGUUGCACUGCUCCACUUUGGGCCGGUGCUGUAGAGGAAUACGAUGCACCACGGUACGCUGGGCGAUUAGUAAGGUACUUGCUUGCGUCGGGGGCUUUGGAUUUCCCCGGCGGAGUACCAGCAUCGAUCCUACACUCGGGAGAGCAGUGGGAUUAUCCAAAUGCAUGGCCUCCUUUACAGAGCAUUUUGAUAGGUGGUCUCGAAGCCAGCGGCAACGAGGAAGCGCAGAAACUGGCCCAUGAACAGGCAGUUAUAUGGAUGCGUUCUAACUACUUAGGCUACAGUACAUGGAAAAAAAUGUUUGAGAAGUAUAGUGCUGUGCAACCUGGACACCAAGGUGGAGGGGGCGAGUAUGAAGUCCAGGAUGGCUUUGGAUGGACAAAUGGAGUUGUUCUAGAGUUACUUCAGAGAUACGGCAGAGAUAUUACCUUGCACGAUCGGCGAGGUACUACAUUACCUUAUGUACGCCAAGUAUUAUAA